This is a messenger RNA of Girardinichthys multiradiatus, 1343 nucleotides long. RefSeq names its product GTP cyclohydrolase 2 (gene gch2). Gene Ontology annotation, cellular component: cytoplasm. Gene Ontology annotation, biological process: tetrahydrobiopterin biosynthetic process; tetrahydrofolate biosynthetic process. NCBI's taxonomy places the organism in Eukaryota, Metazoa, Chordata, Actinopteri, Cyprinodontiformes, Goodeidae. The transcript is spliced from 6 exons. The record is from RefSeq and is a predicted model, not a curated record. Gene Ontology annotation, molecular function: GTP cyclohydrolase I activity; GTP binding; zinc ion binding. The coding region runs from base 92 to 802 and encodes 236 amino acids.
ACCGAGAGUACUCCCAGCCAAGCAGCCCAGCCGGGUCACCUCAGCUUCUACUGUUCUUCUUUUUUCUUUUUCCAAAAAACCCAAAGCCAACAUGAACUCUCACUGCAACGUGAAAGUAGGAGAAGCCGCAGUUGAGGAGUUCAACUGCAACAACGGGUUCGCCGACCUCAUCAUCGACACCAAGAAGUCCGCCGUGGCCCACCGCAAGCAUGAGACGUCCCGCAAGGAAGCCGAGGACGAGUCCCACUUACCCGCGCUGGAGGCCGCCUACACCAGCAUCCUGCGGCACCUGGGAGAGGACACGGACAGGGAGGGGCUGUUGCGCACGCCGCUGCGCGCCGCCAAGGCCAUCCAGUUCCUGACCAAGGGCUACCAUGAGACCAUCGAUGACAUCCUAAACAAUGCCAUAUUUGACGAGGACCAUGAUGAGAUGGUGAUUGUGAAAGACAUAGAUGUGUUUUCCCUGUGCGAACAUCAUUUGGUGCCAUUUUUUGGAAAGGUUCAUAUUGGGUACAUUCCAAACAAAAAAGUGGUGGGACUCAGCAAGCUGGCAAGGAUUGUGGAGAUCUUCAGCCGGCGGCUUCAAGUUCAAGAGCGUCUGACCAAGCAAAUUGCCAUGGGAAUAUCUGAAGCUCUGCAGCCAAAAGGUGUAGCUGUAGUUGUAGAAGCAGCGCACAUGUGCAUGGUGAUGCGCGGUGUCCAGAAGAUGAACAGCCGCACAGUGACAAGCACCAUGCUGGGAAUUUACCUAGAGGACCCCAAGACUCGGGAGGAGUUCCUGGCUCUGGCGAUGCACAACUAAAAGACCUGAAAACGCUCUUCAUUCCCGAGCCACUGCACCGGACAGAAACCCACGGAGUCACUGUAGGUUCUGCGUGUGACACUGCUUGGAAAGCCUGUUGAGUUAACCUCAAGAGACCGAAGCCUGCAAGAUUUCAGUGGAAAUCACUGUGAACGCAACAAAUACAUUCUUGGUGCCUUUAAUACAUAUUAUUCAAUUUUACACUGCAAUAUUGUUGUUAUGAAAUAUUUAAGCUGAGUGCAAUACUGUAACAUGGCAACUUAGAAUACAUCGCAGUCAUAUUUCUGUUUUGUUUAUUUUUCCAAUGGGAAUUUCACUGGUGCUUUUCCAAAGUGUUUUUUCCGUACCUUAAUAUUGUGUUCAGCAUUCACUUGUCCAUUUAACACAAAUACAUUUUUAAAAUCAUUGCAUUUUAGUGACAUUUUGCAACACCAAACAAAUGAUACCUUAAGUCCAAAGAAUAAAGCCAAUUAAUGUAAAUCUGUGAUCAAAGAUGAUGAUAUUGUGUAUUCUGAAGUCUUGAAUAAAACAUUAACAUCAA